Durusdinium trenchii is the source of this 1771-nucleotide messenger RNA. The record is from the annotation of a GenBank genome assembly. NCBI's taxonomy places the organism in Eukaryota, Dinophyceae, Suessiales, Symbiodiniaceae.
GCUCCGCCUGAAACAGGUGCUGCCGCUGCUUUUCUUCCAACCACGGCAGGGGCGGGGGUGCGCCUCCGGCGCAGGGAGGCCGCCCGUGCCGACCGCCGCUCGCCAUGGCUGGCUGGGACGAGUGCGAUCGGCUCCUUGCAGAGGCGUCCUCAAAAGCCUCGCCGCCCUGCACGGGGGAAGACUUGCUCUUUGUGGAGGAAGAGGGAGAACAAGUUCAGGUGUGGCCGAUCAAGCUGGGGCUGGGACGUUUGGAGGAGAUCUUGUCGAUCCGCCCGGGUGAGAUCUGUGAAGUCUACGGUGCCCCUGGCACAGGCAAGACCUUACUGGGCCUUUCGGUGUCUGCAGCUGCAUGCUGUGCUUCUCGGCCCGUGCUUUACGUCACGGUGAAGGAUCCACCCUGGGCGCUGGCCGAGCGCCUUGGGAGCCUUGCUGCAGCCCGACAGAUCGAUGAAGCAGCUCUGGAGCACGUUCGCAUCUACCAAGCCAUGAACUUCACAGACUUCGCCCAGAUCCUCGCUGCUCCGGAGAUCUUCCAAGACAAGCAGCCGCUGGUCAUCAUCGACGGCCUGACGACGCUGCUGUCGCCCUUUACCUCAGCCACGAGUUGGGCACACAGGUGGCGUUUCGCCUGGGCAUGGCGCUCUUUGCGGCAUGUGGCAAUGCCCCGAGGCGCCACUGCACGGGGAGCCUGCGUGUUGAUUCUCUCCCACACGGUGGGCGAGGGUUCUUUGGCUUUGGGACAGCUGUGGACUCAGUGUGCCUCCCGGCGAUUGGAGCUCAAGCCGGGCUGCCUCGAAGUGAAGAUGGCCAAACGAGGUUUGCCAAAUGCUCACGGCCAGCAGCAGGUGCCAAGCUCGGUGGACUUCGUGCUGUGUGAUGCUGGGGUGCUCUGCAGAUGAAGGCCGAGGUGCUCGGCCGUCCGUCUGGAUGAGGGAGCUUUUCAGUGCUUGGAAGUGGCAAGUGUGCCCUAGUGCAGAUGGUUCGAAGGUGUGGGUGAUGGAAGGUUUUCUUAAUGGGGAAGCUUGGAAGUGUCAGACACCAAGCUGAGAUGUUCGUGGGAGGAACGGAUUCCAUGACUUGGCUAAACGCAUCUCUUUUGGGGUUCUGCAAGCACCGUCCACUCCCCCGAAAUCCAGGCACCUUACCCGCCCACAAAAGCACCUUACCCUGCUUGACCCGUGGAACGUCAGGGUGCUUCACGUCCGCUUCGGAAGAGGCCAAAAAGGCUUUUCACUCACUGCGGGGCGAAUGGAGGGCGCUUCUUGGGGCGAAUGGGAAUGGUGGGGGGACGCGGAACAUUGAGGUAAACUGUUGAAACCCAUGGGGGAAUGGUGAUGAGACUUCUGGGAAAGCUGGGGUAAGAUCCUUCUAUCAGGAUUUUUCUUCCCACCUGGGCGUGGUGUGGUGGCACAGCGAACCACACAUCGUUUUGUGUGGGUCACCAUGAACAGCUCCGUGGCAAAGAGAGCUGCUCAACUGAGCUCUACGCUCUAUGAACAGCUCUAAGAUCCUCCGAACGUCUUUCCGCCACUUCUCGGACAUUCGAUGAACUGAUGAAAGUCCAUCCGGGAUCUGAGUGUGAGCAGUGAAAACCGCAGCGCUCGACACAUGCUGGGCGUCCACUGGGCUGUUGAGUACACUUCUUUGGGGUCGAGCCAUUUGUGUUCUUUCGCGUGGAACGGGUCGAUCGUUCCCACACUGCUCCGACACCCAGAUCCUACUUGGGCCGAGGUGCGGCCCAAGUCUUCGAGCCAAGGGUAACAGGUUCUUG